Messenger RNA from Geodia barretti, 942 nucleotides. Lineage: Eukaryota; Metazoa; Porifera; Demospongiae; Tetractinellida; Geodiidae. The record is from the annotation of a GenBank genome assembly.
AUGAUUUUGCAUAAUUCCUUGAAGGUUCUCCUAGCCACUUUCAUUGCUCAACAUUAUUCACCCACUCUUGUAGUGAUUGACUGUGGCCCACUAGAGCCUCCAGCAAACGGAGUGGUACAGUUUGAAAGAACCGUAUUUGGCUCUGUUGCUCAGUACCAGUGUAACAGAGGAUUCAGGCUCCAGGGUAGUGAUGUACGGACUUGCCAGGCAAACUCCCAGUGGUCUGGAAGACAGCCCGUCUGCAUAGCCAUAGAGUGUCCUCAACUGAGAGAUAUCCCUGGAGGUUCAGUGAUUGUGAGAAGCAGGACAGUGGGCUCCACAGCCACCUACAGAUGCAACGCAGGCUACACCCUAGUUGGAAAUACACAGAGAACCUGUCGUGCAAAUGGACGGUGGUCUGGAGAAGAACCCAUUUGUGAAGGCAUUGAGUGUCCAGAGUUGAGUGCUCCAGCCAACGGGAGAGUGGAUGUGUCUGGACUGAGACCUGGAUCUCGGGCUCUCUAUUCCUGCAAUCCUGGAUACCGUCUCAGUGGGUCUGAGAGGAGAACAUGUCAGAACAGCGGACAAUGGAGCAACCGGGAACCCUCUUGCACUGCUAUCAUCUGUCCUGAUCUGGAAGACCCUGAAAACGGAGCUGUUAGGGUAUCAGGCAACACUCCGUCCUCUACCGCCACAUAUAUCUGUGACAGAGGCUUCACUCUAGAUGGUCCUCAGACCAGAACUUGUCAGUCCGAUGGACAAUGGAGCCAGCGUCCUCCAGUCUGCACAGCCAUUCAGUGCCCAAACCUGGGUCCUCCUGCAAAUGGGCAGGUGGACAUCUCCGGAUUGAGAGUUGGAUCUCAGGCCACUUACAGAUGCAACACUGGGUUCACUCUAGUUGGAAAUACACAGAGGACCUGUCGUGCAAAUGGACAGUGGUCUGGGGAAGAACCCAUUUGUGAA